Candidula unifasciata is the source of this 2604-nucleotide messenger RNA. NCBI's taxonomy places the organism in Eukaryota, Metazoa, Mollusca, Gastropoda, Stylommatophora, Geomitridae. The record is from the annotation of a GenBank genome assembly.
AUGGCGGAUAACAAAUACGUUGUGGGAUAUGCAAAGCUAGGUACAUCAAGUUGUAAAAAAUGCAAGCAGAAGAUAGAUAAAGGUGGCUUGCGAAUCGGGAAGGUGACCCCAAAUCCUUUUUCAGAGGAUGCUGGAGACAUGAAGCAGUGGUUUCAUCCAGCUUGUAUUUUUGAAACAUUUGUCAAGGCUCGGGCAACGACAAAGAAGAUUGAAGAGCCAGAAGAUGCUGAAGGGUUUGGAGACUUAAAUCAAGAGGAUAAAGAUGCGAUAAAACAGCUCAUUGAGGAUUAUCAUACCAAAGCUGGGAGCAAACCGUCACCAAAGCCUAAAAAGACUGUUCAGACAACACCCACAAGCUCCACUCCAGUGAAGACAACUCCUAAAAAGGAGUCAUCUGGAGCCUCUUCUAAUGGCAGCAUCAAAAGCAAUGACAGAGGGCCUUCAACCAGCCACACGUCUGCUAAAAAAGUGACCACGCCGUCCACAGAGGAUGACCCUUUUGCAGAGAAAGACAACUCUUUUCGAGAGUUUCGCCGCCUGUGUGCCGACAUUGCAGAAGAGAAUAGUUACCUGGGCAAAACAAAACUAGUGAACACUUAUAUCACCAAGGGACACAGUGGAGAUGGCUUCCGUGGUGACCUAUACCUGUUGAUCAAGCUGUUGUUGCCAGGGGUGGUGAAAACUGUCUAUAACCUGAACAAUAAACAGUUGGCGAAGUUGUUUAGUCAGAUAUUUGGGACAAAUUUACAAAGAAUGGUUGCAGAUUUGGAUCAGGGUGACGUGGCUGAGACCAUCCGCUGGGCUUUUGAAGAAAGUAAAGUUCUCCCACCCCAGAAGAAGAGUACUCUGUCCUUGCAGGAGGUUGAUGCUUACCUGAAUGAACUAUCCCAGAUGUCCAAGGAAGAGGACCAGCUGAGGGUGCUGACCAAAGUAGCCAAAAGGUGUACAUCAAAUGAUUUAAAAAUGUUUGUGCGUCUGAUCAAGCAUGACCUCAGGAUUAAUUCUGGAGCCAAGCAUAUUCUGGAUGGCCUUGAUCCCAAUGCAUACGCAGCCUUCCAGGCAUCUCGGAAUCUGCGGGAUGUUGUCGAGCGGGUCACCCAAAAUCAAUCUCAGGCAACUGAGGAUGCCCGGCCAGGAAUGAGCAAGACGUUGAGUGUCAGGGCGGCUUUGAUGACACCGGUCCUACCUAUGCUGGCAGAAGCAUGUAGGUCAGUAGAGCAAGCAAUGAAGAAGUGCCCUAAUGGCUUUUUUGCCGAGAUCAAGUAUGACGGGGAGAGAGUCCAGGUCCACAAACGAGGGGAUGAGUUUAAAUUCUUCAGUAGGUCCCUGAAACCAGUUUUGGAGCAUAAGGUCAAGCUGUUUAGAGACUUCAUCCCCAAAGCUUUUGCCACCAGCAGCAACUUGAUCCUGGACUCUGAAGUUUUGCUGGUUGAUAACAAAACAGGAAAUCCUUUGCCAUUUGGAACUCUUGGUGUUCAUAAAAAAGCUGCCUUUCAAGAUGCCACAGUGUGCUUGUUUGUGUUUGACUGUUUGUUGAUCAACGAUGAAAACAUCAUGAACAGGCCGAUUAAGGAGAGGAGACAAAUCUUGGAGAAGAAUAUGACUCCAGUAAAAAACCACGUGAAUCUUUCAGAGGUUAAGCUUAUCAAAAAACCAGCAGACUUGCAGGAGCUGAUGGCCCGGGUAUUCCGUGAGGGGCUGGAAGGUCUUGUCCUUAAAGAUGUUAAUAGCAUCUAUGAGCCAGGAAAAAGACACUGGCUGAAGGUCAAGAAGGAUUACCUGCAUGAAGGAAGCAUGGCUGAUUCAGCAGACUUGGUUGUUCUUGGAGCAUACUAUGGCACAGGAAAUAAAGGCGGGAUGAUGUCCAUCUUCCUUAUGGGGGUGUAUGACCCAGACAAUGACCGAUGGGUGACCGUGUCCAAGUGUGGCAGUGGACUGGAUGACAAGAAACUGGAGUCCCUUAACAAGGAGCUGGAUGUGGUGAAGAUCAGCAAAGAUUAUUCUAAAGUCCCUCCUUGGCUGCAUGUCAACAAGUCCUUGACCCCUGACUUCGUGGUCGCUGACCCCAAGAAAGCUCCUGUUUGGGAAAUAAUCGGUGCAGAAUUCAGUCAAGCAGAAAUCCAUACCGCUGACGGAAUCUCCAUUCGUUUUCCUAGAAUUCAGAAAUUUCGAGAUGACAAAACAUGGAAGGAGGCAACGGAUUUACCUCGCCUCAAGUUUCUCUUCAAACAGUCCAAGGAGAAGUCUGACAUGAACCUCAUGAAGGCUUUGGGUAAAGAUGGCAGUGGCAGCGAUGAUGAGGAGGGUGAUGGGGACGCAGACAUGGAGAGUGAUGAGGUGAAUGGAGAAGGAGGAGCCAACACUGAGAUGAGGAGCCUCAAGGAGAGCAGGAAACGAGCAGCUAGUGGAGAUGAUGAAGAUGGUGAAUCUUCCGGAAAGAAGGCCAAGCCACUGUGCAGAUAUGGAGCAGACUGCUACCAGAAAAACCCACAGCAUCUUCGGGACUUUGACCAUCAGCAAAAUACUCCAAACCAGAAGAGGAACUCAUCAUCAUCUGCAUCUGAACCACCCGCUAAGACUGCAGACCUUAGCUCUUCACAGUCU